Molecule: messenger RNA, 1127 nt
Organism: Paramecium pentaurelia
Lineage: Eukaryota; Ciliophora; Oligohymenophorea; Peniculida; Parameciidae
Source: the annotation of a GenBank genome assembly
AUGUAAUAAAACAAUAUUAAUUGCACAGUCUCUGGACAUGAAAAUCAAAAAGUUUUAUCUCUUUGUUUAAAUAUUUAAUGUCCUUUUAGAACUGCAUCAUGUUUAUUAUGCAAAUAAGAAUAACAUAAAGAACAUAGUCAAGAUCUUAAAGAACUUAAUUAAAUUGAGCAAUAAAUUGUGUUGAUUGAAGCAUCAUAAUAAAAUAUGAUUUCAAUCUUAAGAAGGAUGGAAUACGAAAUAUAAGCAGCAAUCAAGUUUAUUAAUCAUUCAGUUCAAACAUUAAUUGCUCCCAUUGAAAAUUAUAGAAAAUCUAUUAGUUAUUAGACUAUUGAAGAUCUAGGUUUAUUUUUUAAAAAGCUUCAUUCAUUUGAUUAUCCUGUAAAAUAUUAAUUUAUUUUAUAGGAUUAAGUAAGAAAAUUAUCCUUAAUUCUCAAUUAACUUUAUACAUUAAACUCAUAAGAAGAUAGAAAAAAUUUCAAACCUGUAUAAAUAAUUGCAUCAACAACAACAAUAAACACUUAAAAAGAAUCAAAACAAUAUUUUGACUAAGGUUAACAAAACAUUUUUAAUUUAGGUUUUGAGCUAUGCACAAAAGGUUAAUUUGAUGAAGCCAUUAAGUUAUUGGAUAAAUCACUUGAGAUUUGUUCUACAAAUAUUGAAGCCAUAUUUUAUAAAGCUGAAGCUUUAAGAAAUCUUGGGUAAUUUGAAAAAUCUAUUGCAGAAUAUGAUAGAUGUAUGAAAUUCGACUCAGAUGAUAAGUUAGAAUAUAAUUUUGGGAAAGGUUAAUUUCACAUAUUUAUGUUAAAGGUGAAGCAUUAAGAGCUUUGGAGAGAUAUGAGGAUGCUGUAUUACUAUUUGAUAAAGCAUUAAAAAUUAAUAUAAAACAUUUUAAUUCACUUUUUGGAAAAGCUGAUUGUUUAAGAAUGUUAGGAAUGUUGUAAGAGUCAUUAAAAUAUUAUAAUUUUGCAUUAAAAGAAAACUAAAAAGAUUUUACUUGUUUAAAAUUUAAAGCUGUAAUUAUGGAAGAAAUAGGUUUGGAAGAUUUCUUAGAGUUUUAUUAGAUUGCUGCAUAAAUUGAUCCAUAUGAUGAAUAUAUUCAAACAAAGUUAAGUUUAUAUUCAUAAUGA